Messenger RNA from Symbiodinium natans, 3093 nucleotides. NCBI's taxonomy places the organism in Eukaryota, Dinophyceae, Suessiales, Symbiodiniaceae. The record is from the annotation of a GenBank genome assembly.
AUGCACCUGCUUGCGCUGCACGCGAUGCGCACGCUGCUGAUGUUGCUGGUUGUGCGGAGUGCUGCGGGCAGCGAGCUCCCCGCGCUGAAGAUGUCCACCUUCGAUGCCCAGAUUGUGGACAUCCUCUGGCUUGGGCCUGACCGCAAGAAGGUCUUGCUGAACACCAAGCGAGGUACCGUCUACGAGAGCCUGGAAGAUGGCAGGGACUGGGAGAAGAAGCCGGUGCACCCCGCACUACAGGUUGCGAGACUCAUCAUGAGUGCCGCAGACUCUUCCACUGUGGUGGCCGUGGGCUACCGGCUCGAGGUUUUUGCAAGUUUGGAUGCUGGAGAAAACUGGCACGAGGUCGUGCACCCUCCCGGCGUCAGACUUUCCUUCAUGUUCCAUCCGACGCAGCCUUCCUGGGCUCUGCUGUCUGUUUGGACCGAUGAGUGCCGGCUGACGGCGCCUGGGAGCCCGUGCUCGCACAAGUUGCUGGUGACGGAGGACCUGGGCAAUCGCCCCUUGGUGCCAGUCGCGGAGCACGUGGUGCAGUUCAGCUGGGGUAGAGGUGCCGUCAAGGAUCGCAUCUUCUUCACCCACAUCAGGGACAAGAGCAAGAGGCAGAGCGCCCUCAGCAAAUGGAUGGAGGGAGUGGACUUUGUCUCCGUAGCAGUCUCUGGCGACAAAGCUUCGCAGAGCCUUCAUGUCCAAGGCGGGAACAAGUUCGUGAUCUCCGAGCAGUACAUCCUAGUUGCACAGGUCAAGGAUGUGUCUGCACAGACGGUGAACCUCAAGGUGAGCAAGGACAGCACGACCUUCCAGCAGGCGGUGCUUCCCACAGAGCUGGACGAGAAGUCGUACACAGUCCUUGAUGCUUCUGAGAGCGAGGUCGUUCUGCACGUGAACCAUGGCAAUGGCCUUGGAAACAUCUACGUUUCGGACGAGUCGGGCACUCGCUACAUUCUGUCCUUGGAGCACAACGUGGGCUUGCAGGGUCAUGCGGCCUUCGAGAAAGUCACGAACCUGAAUGGCAUCUACUUUGCCAAUGUUUGGGCAGCCACAGACAAGCCCGCAGGCAAGCACGACCCAGUCUCGCCGACUUGGCUGGAUCACGCUGAUUACCAACUGGGCGAGGACUCCACGCAAUCCCAGACGGAGCGCUCCAUACGCUACCUCAAGGCACGCACGGAACAGACAGAAGCGCGGCAGCUCCAUCGUCGGUUGGAGUCUAGCAAUAUGUCGAUCCGGAGCCGCAUCUCCUUCGAUGCCGGCGGCAACUGGGUGCCCCUGCGGCCCCCCAGCAAGGAUUCCUUGGGGACCGACAUCACCUGCCAGGGCUGUGCCCUACACCUCCAUGAUGCAACCUUCCAAGACAAGUUCGUGCCGUUCUACUCCUACGACAAGGCAAUUGGCAUCAUCAUGGGUGUCGGGAACGUUGGGCCGCAGCUCAGCUUCGAGCCCCAGGAAGCCAACACCUACCUGUCUCGUGAUGGUGGCUUCAACUGGCUGGAGGUUAAGAAGGGAGUGCACAUCUAUGAGUUCGGGAAUCACGGGGCUGUGCUUGUGAUGGCGGACAUACUUUCUGAAACCGACGCCAUCAUUUACUCUAUGGAUGAGGGUAACUCAUGGAAGACGCUGCAUCUGAGCAGCAAGAUGAACGUGACCAACAUCCUGAUCGAGCCCCGUGCGAUCGCCACGAAGUUCCUGGCCUAUGGGAGCGUCGGAGGUGCCGGCGUCGUGCAGUUUCUGGACUUCGACGCUCUUGGCUGGAUGCCCUGCCGGAAGCCAAAUGCGCCAGGCAGUGAUGCCUCCGAUUACGAAGCUUGGUCGCCCUUGUCGGACGAAUCCGCUCACACUUGCCUCCUUGGACAGAAGACGACUUACGUCCGCCGCAAGCGCCUUUCGGAAUGCUUCAAUCGCCGGGAGAGCAAGCUGCCGGUGAUCUCAACUCCGUGCCCGUGCACUCGCGACGAUUUCGAGUGCAACCUGGGUUUCCAACUUGCUUUGGACUCCAAGAGCUGCGUCAAGUCGGAGCUUCCCCUCAUUGGAGACAUUGGAGAGGUCCAAGGGGAGCCAGCCCAAUGCCAGGUGUCAGAGUCCUAUGUAGUGGACAUGUAUCGACGAGUACCUGGUGACCGAUGUCUCGGAGGAUGGGCGCCGCCACAGUUCGAGAUGAAGUGUAAGGACCGCCAGAGCGCUGGCAGCUGGUCUGUAACGCGGCUGGUGUUGCUCCUCCUGGCCAUUGCGGGCCUGGUCUUCGUGGCAAGGUCCGAGCGAUUCCAAGACUGGUGGGAGGCCUUGGCGAACAGAUCCGAUAGGAUGGAGCACAUGGAGCUGAUCUGUGGACAGGAGUUGCCUGGCAUCCCCCGCUACCGCGCGCCGUCCGUUGCGCGUGUGCGAGUCCACGACCUCAUGAGCUCGGGGGAGCGCGACACCUUCUGCACCGAGGUGCUGGUGCAGAUGUCCGACAUGGAGGCCUGCAGCUUUCGCAACAGCGGGCUGAGCAGCGGCGCCGGCAAGGAGGUGACGAUUGCUGGCCGCGGGCUCCGGGACUUUGCCAAAGCAGCAGAUGUGAUCUCCAAAGACCUCGGGCACAUGGGCUUGCUGGAUGGGUCCGCCCUCCUCGAGCUUCGCUUCGGUGACCAAGGGGGAUCCGUUCUGUGCUGCAUGGCUGCUGGCUGCGAUGACACCGCCCGGCCGUUGCAGGACUUCUCCGCCGUCUUUAUGGUCUCCACUCGGGAGUCCACCGAACCGGGAGGAGCUGCCGCCCCGGGCGUGGCCUCGACAGCGUCCGCCGCCGCGUCCGCCGCAACCGACCCGCCCGCCGCGGCGACAGCGCCUUCUUCGGCACGCCGCCCGCAGCGUCAGGGCCCCAAGCGUCGUGCCCUGGAAGCGGCCUCCUCCGACGACUUCGGCGCCUUUCCGGAGCCGAACAGCCAGGCGCCGCGGUCGGAGGCCAGGCUGAAUGUGCGCAAAGGCCGCAAAGGCGGCGGCGCUUCAGCAGCUCAAAGCCCUGCGAUUCUGAUCGGGAUUCAAGGCGACCACUCGUCUGCCACCUACGCAGCAGCUCGCCUCACCGACGCAGGAGCGUCACCAAGUAGGGCACUGUGA